GCCGCCGCCUCGGUAGUGCGCAGGCGCAGGGCGGUUACCCCGGUUACUCUGGUCAUGGAGAGGAAAGUGCUCGCACUCCAGGCCCGCAAGAAAAGGACCAAGGCCAAGAAGGACAAAGCCCAGAGGAAACCCGAGACUCAGCACCGAGGCCCCGCCCCCCACUCAGAGAAUGAUCACCCCGAACAAGAGGAAGAGAUUCUGGGGUCGGAUGAUGACGAACAGGAAGACCCGAAUGAUUACUGCAAAGGAGGUUACCAUCUUGUGAAAAUUGGGGAUCUGUUUAACGGGAGAUAUCAUGUGAUCCGGAAGCUGGGCUGGGGACACUUUUCAACAGUAUGGUUGUCUUGGGACAUACAGGGGAAGAAGUUUGUGGCGAUGAAAGUAGUGAAAAGUGCCGAGCAUUACACUGAAACAGCUCUGGAUGAAAUUAGGUUGCUGAAAUCGGUCCGCAACACUGAUCCCAAUGAUCCCAACAGAGAGAUGGUGGUUCAGCUGUUAGAUGACUUCAAAAUCUCAGGAGUGAACGGGACCCACAUUUGUAUGGUGUUUGAAGUAUUGGGCCAUCACCUUCUCAAGUGGAUCAUCAAGUCAAAUUACCAGGGGCUUCCCCUCCCCUGUGUCAAAAGAAUCAUCCAGCAGGUCCUGCAGGGUCUGGAUUAUUUACAUACCAAGUGUCGUAUCAUCCAUACGGACAUCAAGCCGGAAAACAUCCUCCUGUCAGUGAACGAGCAAUACAUCCGCCGGCUGGCCGCCGAAGCCACGGAAUGGCAGAGAUCGGGAGCUCCCCCGCCUUCUGGCUCCGCAGUUAGUACUGCUCCCCAGCCCAAACCAGCUGACAAAAUGUCAAAAAAUAAGAAGAAGAAAUUGAAGAAGAAGCAGAAACGUCAAGCAGAAUUGCUGGAGAAGCGAAUGCAGGAAAUUGAGGAAAUGGAGAAAGAGUCGAGCCCUGCACAGCCAGAAGGGCAGGAAAAAUCCGAGAACCCUGCCAGGAACCCCUUAAAAGAGAACCCACCCAGUGAUGUGGCCUUUCAGCAACUUGACAAGAAAAUUCCCAUUGCCCCAAAGCAGACGCUUAUCUUGGAAGGCACCGGGGACGGUAAUACAAAAGAAGUCAAUUGCAACGGAGUGGUAGAAAUGGCUAAUUAUUCCGACUGCCCCAACAAAGAGUCGGGAAGGCUAGUAGAAGGCCUCCCUAAUAACGCCAACGAUGGGGAAGCCCAAGGCUUGGCCCGGGAACAGACCAAUUUUCCGAGCCCCGACCUCAGCCCCCAGAAUGGGGAGGUGGAGAAUGGAUCUCAAGCGUUAGGGUCAGACUCUUGUGCGCCUUUAAUUUCCGAUACCAUGGUGUGCCAGCCCUCCAUGAGGGAAGAGCAGUCCUUCAAUGAGCAGGAGAUCAGCCAGCUGCAAGAGAGCAUCCGGGCCGAGAUGCCCUCUGAAGAUGAAAACGACAAUAUCGGACCGGCCGAUAACAAAGGAAAAUCUACUGCAGGAAAUUUCCUCCUUAAUCCUCUUGAGGCCAAGAAUGCACAGAAGCUCAAAGUGAAGAUUGCUGACCUUGGGAAUGCCUGCUGGGUGCACAAGCAUUUCACCGAAGAUAUUCAGACCAGACAGUAUCGAUCUCUGGAGGUGCUGAUAGGAUCUGGUUACAAUACCCCAGCAGACAUCUGGAGCACGGCGUGUAUGGCCUUUGAGCUCGCCACAGGAGAUUAUCUGUUUGAGCCUCACUCAGGAGAAGAGUAUACUCGGGAUGAAGACCACAUUGCGCAUAUUAUAGAGCUGAUAGGCAGAAUCCCAAGACGCUUUGCCCUCAGUGGGAAAUACUCCCAGGACAUCUUCAAUCGCAGAGAUCACAUUGCAUUGAUCAUAGAACUUCUGGGGAAAGUGCCGCGCAAGCUCAUUGUGGCAGGAAAAUAUUCCAAGGAGUUUUUCACCAAAAAAGGUGACCUUAAACACAUCACCAAACUGAAGCCUUGGGGUCUUUUCGAAGUCCUGGUGGAGAAAUACGAGUGGUCCCACGAUGAGGCAGAUGGCUUCACAAAUUUCUUAUUGCCGAUGCUGGAGUUGAUCCCUGAAAAACGAGCCACAGCAGCAGAGUGUCUUAGACACCCCUGGCUUAACUCCUAGAGGCCCCGACUCAGCGUCGUGGUUCUACGGACUCUGGUUUACAGCAGAGAUUACAUACUAACCCAGCUGUUCCAGAUUCCACCCCUUUCCCUUCCCCCCAUCUUUUCUCCUCCCCUCCUCUUCCUCCUCCUCUUUUAGCAUCCUCCUUUUCAGGGUGAAGCUCUUCCUAGAUUUUUUUUUUUUUUUUUUAAUCUCUGAAAUUCAUUUAGGUUUGCUUACUUGACUCUGUGGGGAUCUUCACAGCCAAUGGGCAUCCUGAGUGAGUUUUUGCCUUGGUUGGGCUCCGCCAAAGACUACGACUGGAAUCCGGACCGACCCUCCACUUUCCCACCUCCCUUUAGGUCACCUUUCCUUUUUAAGCGAUCCCCACCCUUUUCGUUGAGAGAGGUGCGAAGAUGUGAGCCCAUCCUUAACUCCCUGACUCUGAGAGUCAAACUUUCUAGUGCAUAUCCUACUGCCAGCAGAAGGAUGAGAAAAAGGGGUCAAUUCCCACUAGAGCCCAGAUUAACCAUGCUAUGUGUAGAAUGCAUCCUAAUCCUAGAUGGUUUUCCGUUGGUUCUUUCCUCUCACCCCAUUCCCCCCCCCGCCCCGCCGCAUUUCAGCAACUCUCUCAAACUCGCUCCUCAGAGCCAGAGAACGCCUUUAACACCAUUCAAAUCUCUCUUCCGAGUUCCCGGUCCUGCAAAACCGGCAAACCUCCAAGUCUUCAAAUGGACUGGAAACGGGUGGAAGGGGAGUAAAAACUGGAACCAUUGAACGGGGAGUGCAUCUAGAUGAACCCAGGCGGGUCCUGUGGGCACAGGCUGUUGUGGGAUGGGGGUGGGGGGUCCCUGCCCAUCUGUCCCCAGAAGAUCAGAGUGUUGCUUAACCCUUACCGGCACUGGACUCGCCCUGAAUCGGGUUAAUCGCCCCAUCACUAAAGAGUUUUGAAUAAUUGGAAAGGACUGACUGAUUGAAGCCUUCAGCUCUGGCGAGAGAUAGCAAACUGCACCCCAGACUUCCUCUAGAGAGACUUUUUCAUCAACCUUAACCCAGGCUUUGGCCCUGAAGGGAUUUCCCUUUGUGGAUUUGCUUUUUUAUUUUGUGAGAGGAUCUGGACGGGACCCAAGGAUGUAUAAACCAAGGGGUGGAGCGCCUUUUUUUUUUUUUUCUCCCUACAGCCAUUCUCUGCAGCUUCCAGAUGGUUGCUCUUUAGAGUAUACUAUAAGCUUUUUAAAUCUCAAAUUGCUUUGAGAAGAUUGGGAUGCACUCAAGGCUCCUGGCGUUUUUCUGUUUGUGUUUUGUUUUUUUAAAAAAAGAAAUGAAAAACUUUGUAGAAUUUGCUAGUUUUAAGAUGAAAUCUCUCUUAGAUUUGCUCUCCAGCUUAUUACAUGUUAGUUGAGUCACAGCCAAAAGCAAGUUUGGCAGGAUUGGGAUCUCACCGCAGCCUUGCCCCUCUACGGACCAAAAAGGCCUUUGGGAUCCGAGGACGGCAGCUGCCGGAGGACUCUGGGAAAUCCGUAAGGCCGCGCAGGCGCAACCUGGGCCGUUUGAAAACCAAAGCUGCCUGGGAGACUUUCACACAGCCACUUUUUCUAGACAUGAGUUUGAAAUCCAGUUCACAGCAUCAUCCAUCCACCAAGAAUGGCGAAAGAAAAAAAAAAAGAGAGAGAGAACUCUGGUGCCAUUAUGCAAUCCAUUCAAAAUGCAGACAUUUUUCUUCCCUGGCCCCUCUCCGGAAACCUCGUCUGGUCAGCCUGUUCAUCCCGUAACUUGAUUUGGGAUAUGUGGAAUGACAGUGCGUGUCCUGGAGGAGUUUUAGGUGAGGGGCCCCCUAGGCGCUUCCAAGACAAACGGGAGUAAAAGAGGCCAACCAGACACCGUGGUGGGGAAAUCCUUCAGUAAGUUGGAAUUUCUUCCCUCUUCCCACCUCUUUGAGGCUUGAAGGGACUGUGGCUGAUUUGUUAAACCUCUGGGAAUACUGUGAAUUAUUGUGAGGAUGGAGGAAUUUCUGGGUUUGGUCUUAGCAGGGAACAAAACUCAAACCUUAAGUCUUGUAUGUUCCAGUAAGUAUCCUGACCUGAUAAAAAUCCAAGGGUGAUUGGAGGGCUUGCAGCUGUGCCUUCAGGAAGAACUCCCUUGCCAGAUAAGGGCUUUUCUUCGCCAUGGAAUCCGCUCUCUGGGGUUAGAAGACAGAAGCAGCUGAAGAAUUCAGUCAUUAAGGGCCCCGUGCUUCAUCCCACAGUCAAAAUGCCGUACAAUGCUCACUAAAGGACUUGUACUUACUGUCAGCUAAAACGAAAUAAAAAACAUCAACCCUGAAGGAAAAUGCAUUUUUUUUAUUCUUUCUACUUGGGUGCAUUGUCUGUUUCCUUUGUAAAUUCAGUACAAUAAACAAAUUAUUUAAUAACCCA
This is a messenger RNA of Tachyglossus aculeatus (Australian echidna), 4517 nucleotides long. It is a transcript of the gene SRPK1, whose product is annotated as SRSF protein kinase 1. Gene Ontology annotation, biological process: protein phosphorylation; regulation of mRNA processing; spliceosomal complex assembly. The record is from RefSeq and is a predicted model, not a curated record. Gene Ontology annotation, molecular function: ATP binding; protein kinase activity. Lineage: Eukaryota; Metazoa; Chordata; Mammalia; Monotremata; Tachyglossidae. The transcript has 17 exons. Bases 55 to 2124 code for a protein of 689 amino acids.